GUGUGCUUUCUUUUGCGUCCGCACUGCACUGGUAUAAAUAUGACGUCAACAAUCACGUCAUCCUCCAAACAUAAAAAUGACCGGUUCAAGACACGCUAGAUAUCGUUCGAGAUCUAGUAGUUUAUCUCAGUCGCGGUCUAGGUCCAGAAAUUAUAUAUCGAUGUCCCGAUCUAGGAGUAGAAGCCAAUCUAGCACCGAGUCGAUGGAGGAUACAGUUUCUUCUCGCAAAACUCGACGACAUUCUUCGUCUGUGGAACAACCAACCGCCAUGGUCCUGAAAGUAGUUGAAGCCAUCACGCAGGACAGGGAAAUGAAGGGAUCAUCUCUUCAGUCCAUCCGCAAACAAAUUGCAGCCAAUUGUAAGGCUAUGCCUGUCAAUCUGCUGAAUGGACAAAUCAAGAAGGCGAUUAACAUGGGACUCAGCAGAGGAUUUCUAGUUCGUCCAAAAGGCUCGAAGGCCAAGGGUACCGUUGGACGCUUCCGCCUUGGGAAGAUCCCUGAUCUGGUGGUAUCUCGUCAUCCUCGACAUAGCAGGUCUCGCAGCCUUAGCGGAAGUCGACGUCGGAAGACAGGUGGUGACGAUGAUGGCAAGAGCAAGAGCAAGGGUGGAUCCCAUAAGAAACGUAAACGUAGUAAGAGCAGCAAAAAAGGAAAGUCGCGAACCAAGAGCCGAGGUAACAGCAUGACCCGAACAGUCAAAAAGCAAAAAACGGAAGGAAAGAAAUCUAAGUCGCGCAGACGAAAGAAAGGCAAAAAGGGGAAAGGCAAAAAGUAGGCCAGCCUACAACCACAAUUACAAAGGCCCUUUUAAGGGCCACCAACCCUCCCGAAUGAAAGUUUUGUUCAUCCAAUUUUAUAGCAACACACAACAACAACAAUAAUAAUAAUAAUAAUAAUAAUAAUAAUAAUAAUAAUAAUAAUAAGUUACAGUAACAAUACCAAAACAGUACCUAUGAAAAACAAUUGUAAACUGAUAGCGAGUUGGUUCUGUAUUGUGAUUGGUUAAUUACAUUCUUUUUACUAGGAUCAAAUAAAAAUAAGACCAGGAAAGGUAAUGACGUCAUAAGUUGACAAUUCAAGGGUCUACAUUUAAAUUGUAUACAGUUAGUUCCGUAUAAAAUCGAUUCGGUUUACAAUGGAUAUAACCAUAUUGACUUUUUAAAUUUGCGGGUGUUUGAUGCCCUAAUGCAUUCGGUCAAAAAUGACAUUUGCGGGAUAAAAUCGAUAAUAACACCCGCAAAUGUAAAAUCUCCAUAUGGUUAUCUCCUAAAUAAAAUAACUUGCUGUGGUACAAAAAAUUAUCAUGAAAAAUACAACCAUUCUCGUUCUCACGCUCUCAGGAUCCCCUCCCCGGUGAGGCUAAAACAGUUCUUUUACAAUCCAGCAUUAGGCUAUUCAUUUAUUGGUGUACAGGGAAAAUGUAGACAAAAACUUUCAUAGGAUCAUAUUUGACCCCCCCCCCCCCACACACACACACACACCCACACCCCACCCAGGUCCAGACCACGCUAGGCCCCUGACAAACGUCAGUGACCUGCAACAAAUGUGGAAAAAAGUCCAAGAAUGUUGCAUCGUGUAGACAGAAUCGUGAACAAAUGGGUGCAUGUUUUGGGACAAAUCUAUGAUACUCAAAUAACAAAAAUCACUUGAUAAACAUAGUAAUUAGGCGAUAAACAUAGUAAUUAGGCCUAUGUUUAAACUUUUGUUUUGUUUAACCACUAGAGCGCAUUGAUUUAUUAAUCAUCGAUUAUUGGAUGUCAAACAUUUGGUAAUUUUGACAUAUAGUCUUAGAGGAAACCUGCAAUUUUUUUC
This is a messenger RNA of Gigantopelta aegis, 1812 nucleotides long. RefSeq names its product sperm-specific protein PHI-2B/PHI-3-like. Lineage: Eukaryota; Metazoa; Mollusca; Gastropoda; Neomphalida; Peltospiridae. The transcript has a single exon. The record is from RefSeq and is a predicted model, not a curated record. The coding region runs from base 77 to 775 and encodes 232 amino acids. Gene Ontology annotation, cellular component: nucleosome. Gene Ontology annotation, biological process: nucleosome assembly. Gene Ontology annotation, molecular function: DNA binding.